Molecule: messenger RNA, 1320 nt
Organism: Diutina rugosa
Lineage: Eukaryota; Fungi; Ascomycota; Pichiomycetes; Serinales; Debaryomycetaceae
Product: mitochondrial 37S ribosomal protein uS2m
Exons: 1
Coding region: 1-1320 (439 amino acids)
Biological process (GO): translation
Cellular component (GO): mitochondrial small ribosomal subunit; ribosome
Molecular function (GO): structural constituent of ribosome
Source: RefSeq, a predicted model, not a curated record
AUGAGUGUCGUCGGCAGAGGCAUGGCAAGACGGCUCUGCCAGCAGGUCAGGGCUGCGUCCACUGCUGCUGAAGGUGCUACCGCAGCUACCGCCGAGUCUCGUGAAAAGGCGGUGGCCGAUGCCCUCGCCCGCGAAGAACAAGCCGCCGAAGAACGCAAGCGGAUGAGAGAACUCAAACAACACACCUUAGAAGAGAUCAACAAGCUCAACAAGGUUCCCCUGGUCCUCAUCAACCAAAGAUUGGCCAAGCUCCAAGCGGAACUCGACAACUUGCCGCAAAAUAAGGUCAAACAAUUGGACGAAGAACUCGAAGAGUUCUUGAUGAACAACAUGAACUUGCCCAUCAAGAAGAUCGUCAACCGUCCGUGGGCGAAAAACCUCAUCGACUCUCAGGGUAAGCUCAAGUUUGACGACCACUCUACCAAGCUUGCGUCGACAACUCUGUUCAAUGAGUUCCCCAACUUACAACCCACCCCCGACUACAAGGGUUACAGUGAGCAAGAACUAUACCUCCGGCAGCUCCAGCACCAGCGCCAAACGGCGGCGCUUGGUCUGAAGCUCAAAAACGUGUACAAGCCCAGAAACGAUGCCGUCAAGCCCCAGCUGAUUGGCGACAUCACUGUAUCGCUGUUACUCGCUGCUGGCUGUCACUUGGGCCAUGCCCCGUCGCUGUGGAGACCCACCACUCACCGGUUCAUCUACGGUGAAUACAAGGGGGUUCACAUCAUUGACUUGAACGAAACCAUGGUCGCCCUUAAGCGCGCCGCCAACGUCGUCAAGGGGGUGGCAAAGAAGGGGGGUAUAAUCUUGUAUGUUGGUACCGGUAAGCUCAACUUCCACCAACACCGGGUGUUAGAAGAAGCCGCCACUCGUUCUGGCGGGUACUACAUCGCCAAGAGAUGGAUCCCCGGUACCAUUACCAACUUCCUUGAAGUCACCAAGCAUACCGCCACCGCCAGCAUCGACGGGUCGUCUACUUCCCGUGUUGAAGUCGACAUGGCUGACAACGCGUCGGGCAAGGCCAUCACUGACAACAGCUUGCUUAAGCCUGACCUUGUUGUCUUGAUUAACCCUGUGGAAAACCGCAACUGCAUCGAUGAAUGUACCAAGGCCCGGGUGCCCACCAUCGGUUUGUGCGACACCGAUAUGGAACCUCUGUUAUUGACCUACCCCAUCCCCGCCAACGACGACUCGGUGAGAUCGCAAGCGUUGAUCACGGGUGUGUUGUCAAAGGCGGCCGAAGAAGGUAGAGCCGAAAGACACGCCUUGUUUAAUGACUACAAGAAGGCUCAGGAGGAAAGAGGCCAAGCAUCCAUGUAA